This is a messenger RNA of Closterium sp. NIES-67, 5549 nucleotides long. The record is from the annotation of a GenBank genome assembly. Lineage: Eukaryota; Viridiplantae; Streptophyta; Zygnematophyceae; Desmidiales; Closteriaceae.
CUAGUUGACAGAGCGAUAGGGAGGAGUUCGCUCUCUCACUCGCUCGCCUGCUUCUGUCUGUGGCACGGAAGCCCAGUCUGGUGGAUAAUCCGGCGAACCGCACAGAAUUCCGUGCCUGCCGCCAUCACGGCUCGGCUCUAUUGCCUAUCUAAACGGAUGCUUUAGCCUGGGUGCUAAGUGCCAUCUCGUACCCUAAUGGCAACCUUACAGACUGUAUCUAUUGCCACGUGGCGGCAGGAAGACAUUUCUAUGUCACCCAUCUCCGUUCGCGUUACCGCGGGGUCGUCGAUUCAGCCGCCCCCCCCAGCCGGCCGUGCAGCAGGAUUAAAACUGACAAGCCGCCUCCGCAAUGGUCGCGGUUUCGUCACAAUCGCAGGACUACGUCGCCCUGGAUAUAUUAUUAGGUCUCCACGAAGAAAUCAACAAGCAUUUGCAGGGCAUUUGUCCCCACGCUUUUCCCGUCACUCACCGAAGCUCCUUCGGCGAGCCGCCAGCCUCAGCCUAAGCGAUGGGAAGAAAUCGCGAUCGUUGGCGAUCCGCGCGACGGCCGGUGGACCGUCGGAUUUCAGCGGUUCCGAUGUGAGCAAGAAAGACCAGUCGGAAAGCCGUUUUCACCCGCCGGAGAUCGCUACUAACAGGAGGCGCCAGAACGGAUCGAACGUUCCGGAAAUAGCGGGCAUUGCCGGUGCCGCUGGAGAUCAUAGCGGGAUCCUGCCAGUCAAUCGGCGCGGGGAUAGGUGGCAGGGGGCGGAGGGGGUGGGGUAUGUGCACGAGGUGGUGUUCGCGGAGGGCGACAGCAGCGCCAUGGUUGCGCAAUUCCAGCUGGUUUCCGCCAUCCGCGCGCUCCCCCCGAUCGUUCCGCCGCUUUCACGCGCUGCAGGGGGAAGCGGAGGCGGAGUGGCGGAGAAUCCGCGGGACGAGAGGUGCGCGGGGGCGUACCCGCGGAUGCUCCGCGCGGUUACCGCCAGUGAGGGGGUGGGGGAGGGGGAUUCGGUGGCGCAGAGCCAUCAGGAGAGUCUUCACAUGGAGGCGGAGUGGCCAAUCGUGUGGUGCCAGGUGGCAAAGGACGUGCUCAUAGGCUCGCCGCUCGUGUCGGCUGCUGACGUGGAUGUCGUUGCGUCCAGGGCGGGCGUGACAGCUGUCGUCUCGUUACUGCCGUCGGAGCACGAGUCAUCCCUGGCCGUUGAUUGGUCCGCCGUGGCCCGCCAGCUGGCGCGAGAGGGGGGAGUGGCGCUCAAGCUGGCGGUGGGGGAAGACGCGGGGAGGGCGGAAGAGGCGGGAGGGGAGGGGAGAAGGGGAUCACUGGGGGGAACACUGGGGGAGGGGGAAGCGGGGGAGUCGGACUUGGAAGGUUCUUUUGGGGAGGAGGAUGGGGAGGGGGAGGAGGGGGAGGACGUGGUAUCGCAGGUGCUGGAAGCGGUGCGAGUGGUGGCAUCGCUGGUGGCGACGGGGCACAGGGUCCUGGUGGUCAGCUGCUCCCCCCACACCGCCAGUGCGCUUGUCGCGCUUGGCUACACGACCUUCGUGAGGGGCGAGGAUGUGAGCACUGCGCUGGCCGCCAUGCGCCAAGCAUGCCCUGCUGCCGACCCCCCCAUGCGGGUCUGGAAGAAGGCGCAUGCGCAGCUUGCCGGCAGCAACAUGAGGCGGCUCACCGACCUAGCAGCGGAGGAGCUUCAAAGGAGGAUAGCGCAGGGCGUGCCCGGGUCCAGCGUCAAUGACUGGAAGGUGGCAGAGCGCAAGCUGGUGGCGGAAGGAUUCCAGCGCAUGGUGGCUGCUGACGUGGCACUCUCUGAUGCCAUCUCCAAGGCGGCCAUUCGCAGGGCGGCAAGGGCAGCGGAGAAGCAAAUGGACGACGUUGAGCUAACCUCGUCUGACCGCAUUGCUCUGCUCAAGGCUCACAUCUCUCGCCUCGAAGAGAAGCAGCAAGCUGCCGACCAGGCCGCCCGGGCGGCGGAGGAUCGGAUCUCCUUUUUCCUGGGCCAGCUCAGCGCGCUACAGGACAAACACGCCGCGGCGGAGAAAGAGGCGGCUGCUGCCACCCAGCUGGCAAGUCAACUCGCCGGCCAACUGCAGUCUUUGCAAGCACGGAAAGGUUCCUCCACACCUUCCUCUGCAGUUGCCUCUUCUAUCUCAACCCAGGCCUCAGCUCUAGGUUCGGCAGCCGCCGAGGCUGACCGGGUGGCAGCUCUGGAAGCGGAGGUUCGGCAGCGGCGCGAGCGGGAGCAGGAGCUCCGGGCGGCGCAGCAGCAGGCCGAGCACCGGGCGGCGUCGGCUCGGCAGCUUCUGUUCACCCUGGAAAAAGACCUGGCGAGGGUGACUGAGGGGGAAGCAGCAGCCAAGGAAGCAGCAGCAGAGGCGAAGGAGAGGGUAGGGUUCCUGUCGGGUGUGGUUCGGGAGCUGGAGGGGCGAGAGAGGGACGCGAGGAGGGAAGCGGAGCGGGUGAAUGAGGCCCUUGAAGUGGUGGCAGCGCGGGAGAGAGCAGCACAGACACGAGUGCAGGAGCUCUCGCUGCAGGUGGAGCAGUUAGAAAAGGAUCUCUCGGCUGCUCAAGAAGCCUCUAGAAUCGCGCACGGGCGUUGCGACUUCUUUGCGCGGUUGGUGGAUGUGCUGCGGGAGAGGGAGCAGGCGGCGAAUGAGGUGGCGGCGCGGGCCAAUGCAGCGCUGACAGGUGUCGCGAGGGAGUUGGAGGAGGUGAAGGCGAGGGAGAGGCGGGAGAGGGAGGCGUGGAAGGGGGCGGUGGCGAGGGCAGAAGCGGUAAUCGCUGAGCUGGGGGCGACCAAGAGGAUGCAGAGGGAUGCUAGGGAGAGGCGGGAAGCUGCCGAGAAGCUUCUUGUGAAGCUGGAAUCGGAGGGAUCCGUGCGGGGGGGUGAAGGUUCCAAGCAGCUUCUGGUCCAGGCCCGAGCGGCGCUGGCUGAUGCGGUGGAGAAUGAGGCGAGCCUUGCCGGGCUUGUUGUGGCGCUAGCGGACAAGUUGACCGGGGCGGCUGCUGCCCGCACGGCCCAGCGGGAGCGGUUGGCGUUUCUGGAGCGGCAGGUGGCGGAGGGGCGGGAGAGGGAGCGGGCGGCGGAAGAGGCGGUGGAGGCAGCGAGGGGCGGGCAGGAGGAGCUUCGGAAACAGGUGGAGGAGGUGGCUCGGAAAGAGGCCGAGGCUCGGGAGGAGGUUCGGGUGCUGUCAAGCAAAGUGGAGAGCCUCUCAGCUCAGUCCACAGUAGCAGAGGAGGUGGAGGGGUCUCUCGCCAUUCUCCGCGCGCAGGUGGACUUCCUCCAAUCAGAGCUCGCCAGCGCAACACAGGAGGCCACGUCAGCAACCCAGCGAUCCACCUCACUCCUCCACCAGCUCAACCUGCUGCGAGCUGGCGGCAGCAGUGGUAGCAGUGUGGGACAGGUGGCGGGUUCUGAUUCGUUGGAUGAGGUAGCACCAGGGGUUACUGGGGAUGCGAUAGGGAGGCUGGAAGAAGAACUUUCAGCUGCCCGUUCUGCAGCGGAAUUGGCCAAUCAGAGAGUUUUUUCACUGCAAGGGCAGGUGAAGGAGUUGCAAAAGAAGGAGGGCGUGGCGCAGGCUCUGCUUGGCCGGGCAGAAGAAAAGAUGUCAGCGCUGUUCGGGCAGCUUGCGGCUGCCCGGGACAAGGAUACAACAAGCCUGCGUGCGCUCGCCAAGGCUAGGUCGGAGGUUCGGCAGAUGGCUUGGAAGGUGGCUCGGCUGGAGGAGCAACUCCAGGCUCGGGGAAGUGCUGGCACUGCUAGUGGUGCUGGUGGUGUUGCUGGUGCUGGCGUAUUGGGUAGGGGAGAGGGGUGGGGCCUGGCCGGGUUGCUUGACGGCUUGAGUGCUGGCACCCUCAGGCUGCUUGGGAUGGCAGGAAUGGGCGGCAUGGGUGGCACCGUAGGGGCGGCGGGCGCGGAUGGCGGGCAGAAGGAGCCGAGUGCUGCCAGGCUGGCAGCUGAGCUGUCACGGGGGGCUGCUGCUCUGCAGUCCAGGGUGAAGCAGCAUGUGACCCGACUGGGCAAGAACGCAGCAGCAGUGGAUGCAGCCGCACUGUCAUCCGCACCAGAUCAGCCCAUAGUGGAGCAGCUCUCAGAGGAGGAGGAGGAGAUCCUAGCAUCAGCGUCUUGCCUGCGGGAGGCUGUGGUGGCACUAGAUGCCAAGCGGCGUGAGUCAGGAGCGGCGCCUCUUGCCGCCCGCAUUCCCUCGGCCUCACGAGCAAGAGUACCGCCAGCCGCAGAACCCGCAGCCUCAGUCGCUCAAGUCUCAGGAGCUCCUGCAUUCGCAGCAGCAGCAUCAACAACGGUCGCAGCAGCAGCAGAAGAUGCGCUGUCUGCGUCUCCACGAGCGAAUGGAGCAUCAGCAGCAUCACCCUCGCCGGCAUUCCUAGGAGCGGAAUCUGUUGUUGGGACCACAGGGACCGAAUCAGUAGCCUCACCAUCGGAGGUAGUGGAUCAGCAGACGCGGCGAGCAGAGGAGAGGCGGGCAGGAGAGGCAGCGGACGGGAAAGGGGGAGAUGGCAAGGAGGGAGAGGUGGUGAAAGCUGCCUCACAAUCUGGUGGGAGGGAGAGCAAGGAUGAGAGCAAGGGGGAGCAAGGGACAGCAACGACCACAAGUGUUCACCUCUCCUCCAACACCCCAUCUUCAUCCUCUCCUGCCUCCUCCACCUCUGCCUCCUCCACCUCUGCCUCUUCCUCUCCUGCCUCCUCCUCUUCCACUCCCCCGUCCUCGUCUGCACCAGACCAACCCUCCACCCCGCCACCCCCGAAACCCUUCUCCUCGCUCUCCUCACUGUUCGCCAAGGCAGCAGCAGCAGUCGGCCUCAGCGUGAUGCUCCUCAUGCCCCUGGCUCUCGGCUCGCACACUAACGAGUCACCUCUUAGCGAGUCUCUGCUGUCAGUAGAUGUAACCAGGCCUCUGACCCGCCGAUCUGUGCAACCGGUGUCUCUGCAGCUGCCCAAACAGUCGCCAUCAAUGCAGUUAUCAAACCCGGCGGGGCUGCGACAGCCAGUGCAGCCAGUGCAGUCAAUGCAAGGAGCAUCGGUGCAGGCAGCGUCUGUGCAGGCAGUAUCGCUGCAGCUGUCCAACCCACUGAUGCUGCAGCCAGUGCAGGCGGCCGGAGAGGCGUUUGAGGGGCCGUCCGCACUGAUCCCAGCACCAGUGCUACAGGACGCGGAGACAGCUGUCUGGAAUCUGAUUGGUCGACAGGCGGCCGUGUCUCGGGAACUGAGGGGCUUGGCUUCGGUGGUUGCUCCGGACGCUGCGCCUGAGGAUAGGAUCAAAGCUGCAUUUCUAUUCUGCCGCCAGCUGGCGUCAACAUCCACGACAGCAACUGCAGUAUCGAGUGUUGGUAGCGGUGGUGUGCAGGAUGCUACUUCUAUGAGCCGCAAUUUUUGUGCAUCAAUGGGGUUGUAGGUUGGCUUUUCUGUAUGGGGCUGGAUAUGUUGGCAUGAAGUGGUACCGUACAUUGUUCCCGUAUUUGGCAUUCGCCUAAGGGCCUUGAACGUGUAGUUAUGAUAUUGCUUGUAGUUCUACUAUAUAGGGCUUGAUUCUGUACAUGCAUAAGGCAA